This is a messenger RNA of Geodia barretti, 1635 nucleotides long. Lineage: Eukaryota; Metazoa; Porifera; Demospongiae; Tetractinellida; Geodiidae. The record is from the annotation of a GenBank genome assembly.
AUGACGCUGCGAGCGCUCUCUGGACUUCUUGCUCUGCCUGCAACCUUUCUGCUGCUGCGGCUGCUGCUAACCGGCCCAGCGGCCGCGCACGAACUGGAGAUAGUACACGAUUUCUGGUCCAGCGUGGGUCGCGUCCGCAGCGGACAGGUGGAGCUCCUCCUCGCCAUCAAACAGACGAACGUGGACUGGCUAGAGCAGAAACUGUGGGCCGUAUCCUACCCUGACUCCCCCGAAUACGGGCAGUACGUAAAUUUCGACGGGAUAGCCGAGGUCGUGCACGGAAGACCCAAAUCUGUACGUGCAGUCGUAGAUGCGUUUGCAAAGGUUGGGGUUGGAGAGGAUAAGAUAGAUUUCACCCUUGGCCGUGAUUUCGCUGUCGUGGUGGCGCCAAUUUCAGCAGUGGAAGAGCUGUUUUCUGCAGAAUUCUACCUCUUUGAGCACGUCGAAGAUCCCAAUAACAAAAUUGUGAAAUCGCUCACUUACGAGCUGCCCCAAGCUCUGGUUGGCCACCUCGAUUUCGUUUCGGGGAUUUCAAAUUUCCCACGUCAGAACAGAGUAUCGCCUCGCAGGCACCACCAGAGUUUCACAUCCACAAAACUUGGAACUGACCCGGAUACGAUUGCGAAGAAUUACAACAUUUCUUACGUGGCGUCGAACCCGGGAAAUUCCCAGGCAGUGGCCUCCUUUCUAAAGCAGUACUUUAGUCCGAGUGACCUGAGCCGGUUUCAAGAGCAGUACAACAUACAGUCCAACCCCAUUGCCAAAACCGAGGGAGAAAACGACCAAAACGACCCGGGAAUCGAGGCAGAUCUAGACGUCGAAUACAUCACUGCUACGGGAAGAAACGUGACCACUUGGUUUGUGUCCAUCUCCCGGACCGCCAACAAAAACCAGGAGGACUUUCUCUACUGGGUCCAACAGCAGAUUAACGACACAAGCUCACCGUGGGUCCACUCGAUCAGCUACGGCGACUACGAAAUGUCGAUUCCGACCGACUACCAAAACCGGACGGAUAUCGAGUUUAUGAAAUUUGGCGUGUCGGGGCGAUCAAUCCUGAUAGCAUCCGGUGACGAAGGGGUACACUGCAGGAAGAGGAAGUACAUUCCUGAAUGGCCGACGUGUAGUCCUUACGUCACUUCAGUCGGCGGUACUGAGAGCUUAGACCAAGUGUGGAUCGAUGGUGGCGGUGGAUUCUCCGAUACUUUCCCCAUGCCCGACUAUCAGAAAGAAGUGGUCGAGGCUUACUUGAACAGUGGAAAGACGCCACCCGCGAAAUACUUCAACAAGACCGGACGCGGGUACCCUGACGUGAGUGCGUAUGCGGUGAAUUUCGUCAUCGUUUACGACGGCAGCGGUACAGUUGUCGACGGUACCAGUUGUGCAACACCCACGUUUGCCGGGGUAGUUUCGUGCUUGAACGACGUUCGACUCAACAAUGGGAAGAGCACGCUGGGCUUUCUCAAUCCCCUGCUCUACCAGACACUAAAGGGAAAGGGGUUUUUCGACAUCACUAAAGGGAGUAACAGCGGAGGCGGGUCGUGUCCCGGAUUCGAGGCAAUCGAGGGGUGGGACCCAGCUUCAGGAUGGGGCAGCCCGAAUUUUGGCCUGUUGAGCGAUCUAGUCCUCGACCUUUGA